ACCAGUCGCCAUGGCCAGAACCAAGCAGACCGCUCGUAAGUCCACCGGAGGCAAAGCCCCCAGGAAGCAGCUGGCCACCAAGGCCGCCCGGAAGAGCGCCCCGGCCACCGGCGGAGUGAAGAAGCCUCACCGCUACAGGCCCGGUACCGUGGCUCUGAGGGAGAUCCGCCGCUACCAGAAGUCCACGGAGCUGCUGAUCCGCAAGCUGCCCUUCCAGCGGCUGGUGAGAGAAAUCGCUCAGGACUUCAAGACCGACCUGCGCUUCCAGAGCUCCGCCGUCAUGGCCCUGCAGGAGGCCAGCGAGGCUUACCUGGUGGGGCUGUUCGAGGACACCAACCUGUGCGCCAUCCACGCCAAGAGGGUCACCAUCAUGCCCAAAGACAUCCAGCUGGCCCGCCGCAUCCGCGGGGAGAGAGCUUAG
This is a messenger RNA of Cololabis saira (Pacific saury), 421 nucleotides long. RefSeq names its product histone H3. Gene Ontology annotation, molecular function: DNA binding; protein heterodimerization activity; structural constituent of chromatin. Lineage: Eukaryota; Metazoa; Chordata; Actinopteri; Beloniformes; Belonidae. The transcript has a single exon. Gene Ontology annotation, cellular component: nucleosome. The coding region runs from base 11 to 421 and encodes 136 amino acids. The record is from RefSeq and is a predicted model, not a curated record.